GAUCUUUCUUUAUCUUUUUUUUUUCCCAUCUUCUCCGAUCGGUGGAAUCUCUGUGCUUUUCUCUCUCUCUCUCUGGAAAUUACUUCUUAACCUGCGCCUGUUGGAGCUCUUAACCUGCGCGCAUCGCCGAUUGAUGAUAGCUGAGCCCCGUUGGUUAAGAAACAGGAGGAAUCGAGGUCGAAGAGGAGAAGGCUAGGGAGAAUUGAGAAAUCGCCGUGCCGGGAAAAAUGGAGUUUUUGGCAGGUUCGACGUUUGGAAUUGGUUCGGCGGCGCAGGAUAAGGCUGUACCGGCGGCUCUGUUCUUGACGGAGGAAUCUAGCGGCGGAAGAAGCCGGAUCGGGUUAAGAAAAUGUGUAAAGUCUCCGCCGGAGGAGUUAUCGGAGAGUUCUUCGUCGGUCGGAGUGUCAGGAGGGAGCAGCGAAAACGAGGAGGAAGACGACGCCGUUUCUUCGCAAGGGAGAUGGCUAGAUUCCUUCGGUUCCUCUCUGGAAGAUUCUCUUCCGAUUAAGCGAGGAUUAUCAAACCAUUACAUAGGAAAAUCGAAAUCAUUUGGGAAUUUAAUGGAAGCGAGCAACGCAAAGGAUCUGGAGAAAGUGGAGAGUCCGUUGAACAAAAGAAGGAGAUUACUUAUUGCUAACAAGUUAAGGAGAAGAUCAUCGCUGUCCUCUUUCAGCAUCUACUCCAAGACUAACCCUAAUUCCAUGCCUUUACUUGCUUUACAAGAAUCUGACGAAGAGGAUCACAAGUACAAUAGUUUUAAUGAUAAUGAUGAUGAUGAUGACAGUAGCGAUGAUCAAACUAGUAAGCUGCAAGAGAAGAGGAUUAAGCUGACGAAUAGUAAUGAUAGAGAUUUUAUGGUUCAAACUCAGAGCUGUUUUUGUUUAACUAGUUUUCAAGACGAUGAUCGAUAAUCCAUUUGUUUUUUGUUUUGUUUUCCCUCUUGUGUUCUCUUUCUGUUUUUUCUUUUGUCAAGUGCUAGAAGAUUUAAUGGAAUGAUUAAGUAAAUUGUCGUUUUUGUGAUAAA
Molecule: messenger RNA, 1024 nt
Organism: Eutrema salsugineum
Lineage: Eukaryota; Viridiplantae; Streptophyta; Magnoliopsida; Brassicales; Brassicaceae
Exons: 2
Coding region: 228-911 (227 amino acids)
Source: RefSeq, a predicted model, not a curated record